Pneumocystis murina B123 is the source of this 963-nucleotide messenger RNA. RefSeq lists its product as hypothetical. Gene Ontology annotation, molecular function: protein binding. The transcript is spliced from 6 exons. Gene Ontology annotation, cellular component: TRC complex; cytosol. The coding region runs from base 1 to 963 and encodes 320 amino acids. NCBI's taxonomy places the organism in Eukaryota, Fungi, Ascomycota, Pneumocystomycetes, Pneumocystales, Pneumocystaceae. Gene Ontology annotation, biological process: protein insertion into ER membrane. The record is from RefSeq and is a predicted model, not a curated record.
AUGUCUUUAACACAAGAUAAGAAUAUUAUUAAAUUUCAGAAAGUUCUGGAUGAUAAGCAAUAUUAUGAAGCCCAUCAGUUAUUACGGACGAUAGUAAAUAGAUAUGUUAAAGCAUGUCAAUAUGUAUCGUCUAUAGAUCUUCUUUAUAAUGCAUCUAAACAGUUUUUUAAGGAGGGUCAGUUUGCAAGUGGAAGUGAUUUAGCGCUAUAUAUGAUUAAAAUUUAUAAUAUUAUGGAAUUAAGGCCAAAUACAACUAGUAAAUCUCGACUUCUUGAUAUUUUAUAUUUAUAUGGAUCUUCAGAACCUACAAGAAAACGAUUUAUUAAUGAAAUAUUGGCAUGGUCUAGUAAAUGGGGGGAAACUCCUGUAGGAGAUGCGGAUCUUCACCAUAAUAUAGGUGUUCUUUUAGCACAAGAGGGAAAUCUUUUUGAAGCAGAAAAACAUUUAGUGCUUGGAACGAAUGAAAGUGUAAAACCCUUAUUAAAUCUUCUUUGCGAUUAUUUUUGUGAAGAUAAUCUUUAUAUGGCUCCUUUUUAUGCAUCGCGAAUCGUGUUUCCUUAUCUCAUACUCCAUAACAUUGCUUGCGCUAUUCGAGGUUACCGUGGAAUAGUUGAUUAUUUAGUCGAAGAGAGAAAAGUUAUGACGCAUGCUUUAUCAUCAUCUGUUGCUGAUGUUAUUUUGUUUCCAUCAUUACCAUUGAUGAAUUUUCUAUGUUUUCUCAUUUUAACAUGCCAAAGAGGUGCCGUUGAUUUAUUUCAUACAUUAAAAACACAUUAUGCAGAUAUUUUGAAGGAAGCGCCUUCUUGGCAACCCUCCCUUGAGAAAAUAGGUAAUCUUUAUUUCAAUAUUCCGGCACAACAUUCAUCAAAAAGUAUCUGGAGCGAUCUCAUGAGUCAGCUAUUUAGCAAUGAGCCUGAAUCUCCUGGCGAACUUCCAGAGAUUCUUCAUGAAACACUUGAUUAA